Messenger RNA from Strongylus vulgaris, 1233 nucleotides. The record is from the annotation of a GenBank genome assembly. NCBI's taxonomy places the organism in Eukaryota, Metazoa, Nematoda, Chromadorea, Rhabditida, Strongylidae.
UUUAUGAAUGCGCCAGAAGUGGACUUAGAGAAAGCUUGUCCUACACCCCCAAAUUCGAAGGAUGCAUACUCGCCAGUAAUCGAAGCCAGAGCUAUACCAGCGCUUCUAGCCAUCUUUCAGCGACAUGCUCUUACACAGAUACAGCUGAGCAGCUUGCACUCGCAAAUGUCAAAUUGUGCAGACGACGAGCUGUUUCGCUACGUGGGCACAUCGUCCCUGAAGCGACGUCAAUUUGUUGAACGUCGUACACACCUAUUUCGCCUGACGCCAGAAGAUAAUAUCGCACUACAGAGCCCAGCGAUCUAUCUAUGUGUGCUUCGCCUUGCGUCCUAUCUGCUACGUCGUGGUGGCGCAACUGCCAUUCAAAGCCUCUACGAUUAUUUUAUUGGUCCCGAGAUGGCACCCGAAAUACGCGAGCAGAUUGGAGAAAGUCGUCAAGAGUUUCUCAACCUGGUCGUCAGCCAUCCAUGGAUAUUUGCAUUGUUCCCGAACCGUACUUAUGUGUCAGUGCGCCGCAACUUGCCUCACUAUGAUUAUCCCGGUUUCAUCAAGCAGCAUUUCCCUGAUUUGGAUGUGCUGCGUCCGUCAUCCGCUCGCGGCUAUGGGCCUCGUCCAAUCGCGCGUUCAUUGUCAGCUCAUCAGCCUCUAGUCCAGGCUCUCUCGAACAAUCGCACUGCAGCCGUAGCCGGUUCGCUUGUACAAGCCGCCGGUCGUCCUGUCUCGCUAUGGGAUGGCAGAAGCGCCAUGCCACAGACUAUUGGAGCUAUGCAUAGUCCAGCGGAACAGCAAUGGAGCCCAGUGGACCCAAUGUUCUCACCUGCUUGGCCCACACGCGCUUCUUCCAUCGGAGAUCGUAUCCUGGCCGCGGCUCCACCAGGUGCUGGUGGAGUGAUAGGAUCGGCUCCAGGUGGAACUAUUGGACAGAAUAAGGUGAUGGUGAACGUAGGGGUGCAGACUGAUGCACCGCGCUCCGAUUCUGGAACAUGCACAUGCGGUUGCACAUGCGGCGGACGUGGAGGGAUGUCGCGCGCUAGCGGAGGCUCGGCCAGUCCGCCUAGCCUGGACAGCAUCAGUCCAUCGUUGCAUGACCGUGUUUCGCCACCAGUGAACGGAAAUGGAGCUACUAUCAACAGUGGGGAAACCACUGAUGCUCCUCCUACAAUGCGCGCUUACGACUUGUUCGGUACAACCGAACUCUUUGCAGCUCGUCUCGGUUCGAUGCGCAUUAACUAG